AUGAGGCGUGGACCAAGUCACUAUCUUGAGACAAAUUGUGCCGUCUACGGUAUAUCCGAUGCACUUGAUUCAUAUGUAAAACAUGUCACUGCUUCAACAAGUUUGCAGGAGCCUCUACUUCGGGUCCCCAUACUGGCCAGAUUAAGUACUACAGGGGUAUCUUUGCAAAAGGAAGAUUCAACUAGUGAUUUGAAAAAUAAUCAGGGGUUUAAGGGGCAUGAUAUGCUUGCACCUUUCACAGCUGGGUGGCAGUCUACGGAUUUGCAUCCUUUGGUUAUAGAAAGGUCCGAGGGUUGCUAUGUUUAUGACAUCAAUGGGAAAAAAUAUCUUGAUUCUCAUGCUGGUCUGUGGUGCACUACAUUAGGUAAACACAAUAUGUUUCCAGUCAUUGUUUCUCCCUCUUCCCCCAAUGGCAUCUGGUUUGGUAUUUAUAAUAACGCUCUUGGAAGACCAGCUAAAAAGAAAUUUAUUGCUCGAUCAAAAUCGUACCAUGGUUCAACUUUGAUAUCAGCUAGUCUUUCUGGCCUUCCAGCAUUGCAUCAAAAAUUUGAUCUGCCAGCUCCAUUUGUAUUGCAUACUGACUGCCCUCAUUACUGGCGCUUUCAUCUUCCAGGUGAAACGGAGGAAGAGUUCUCAACCAGAUUAGCCAUUAAUUUGGAGAAUCUUAUCCUCAAAGAAGGACCAGAGACGAUUGCUGCAUUCAUUGCUGAGCCUGUCAUGGGGGUAGGAGGUGUGAUACCUCCCCCUGCUACUUAUUUUGACAAGAUUCAAGCUGUUGUGAAGAAAUAUGACAUUCUUUUUAUAGCAGAUGAGGUAAUUUGUGCGUUUGGAAGGCUGGGCACAAUGUUUGGGUGUGACAAGUACAACAUAAAACCAGACCUUGUGUCUCUUGCAAAGGCCCUUUCUUCUGCUUAUUUGCCCAUUGGAGCUGUGCUUGUGAGCCCUGAGGUAUCAGAUGUCAUACAUUCUCAAAGCAGCAAACUUGGCAAUUUUUCUCAUGGAUUUACUUAUUCUGGACACCCCGUAUCUUGUGCAGUUGCAAUUGAAGCUCUUAAGAUCUACAAGGAAAGAAAUAUUGUUGAGCAAGUAAAGAGCAUUUCCCCUAAAUUUCAAGACGGAUUAAAACCAUUCUCAGACAGUCCCAUAAUUGGGGAGAUACGGGGAACUGGCUUAAUACUUGGUACAGAGUUUGUAGAUAACAAAUCACCUAAUGAUCCGUUCCCUCCUGAGUGGGGGAUAGGCGCUUAUUUUGGAGCGCAGUGUGAGAAGCAUGGAAUGUUAGUACGUGUGUCAGGAGACAAUAUUAUGAUGUCUCCUCCAUUUAUUAUUACCCCGAAAGAAAUUGACGAGUUAAUAAGCAUUUACGGGAAAGCAUUGAAGGCUACUGAAGAGAGGGUGAAGGAGCUCAAGUCUCGGCAGAAAUAGACUGUGGCUGCCUGACAAUGACGAAAAUCAUCUAGCUUCAUGUAAAACAGAAGAAUCUAUGUGCUAUUAUGGCUUGUAACUAAAUAAAGUAUCUGAUUUGUCAUGCCUUGUGGUAAUUUAUCUCAGAUUUUUCCACUUCAACUUUUUCUUCCCUAAAAUAGUGGUUUUCCAGAUUAAGGUAAUGGAUCAGAUGGCUGGGAAGAUAAUUUCUAUAGCAUAUGUAUGGUAAAGAUGGUAACCAUAACAUGGAGUGAGAGUUAUUUGUCGAAAACAAGAAGGUCCAUAGAGAAUAAAUUGAGUUUGCCGAAGAUUUU
Molecule: messenger RNA, 1739 nt
Organism: Quercus lobata
Lineage: Eukaryota; Viridiplantae; Streptophyta; Magnoliopsida; Fagales; Fagaceae
Product: gamma aminobutyrate transaminase 3, chloroplastic-like
Exons: 17
Coding region: 1-1425 (474 amino acids)
Biological process (GO): biotin biosynthetic process
Molecular function (GO): S-adenosyl-L-methionine:8-amino-7-oxononanoate transaminase activity; pyridoxal phosphate binding
Source: RefSeq, a predicted model, not a curated record